Messenger RNA from Petromyzon marinus (sea lamprey), 3390 nucleotides. RefSeq names its product F-box and leucine rich repeat protein 22 (gene FBXL22). Gene Ontology annotation, cellular component: SCF ubiquitin ligase complex. Lineage: Eukaryota; Metazoa; Chordata; Hyperoartia; Petromyzontiformes; Petromyzontidae. The record is from RefSeq and is a predicted model, not a curated record. Gene Ontology annotation, biological process: SCF-dependent proteasomal ubiquitin-dependent protein catabolic process. Gene Ontology annotation, molecular function: protein binding.
ACACACCUCCGCAACUCCGACCCACACAUACACCCCACAACAUUGCAUGGCUCAAGAUAUAAAUCACCACGAUCCAGGCGAGAGGGAGAGAGACCGGCGUGGAACUGCGUGAGCAGAGGCAGACUCACUCCAAAAAUACCUCUGUACACCGUGACCAUAUACAGCCUGACCGUCGUGCAGCCAACGUGCUGUGUGGCGGGGGCAGCUGUUUAGCCAAAGCCUUUUUUUGUUAAUCGUUAGAAGAGGAAGAAAAACACUCCCAAUGCACCAAUACACUGAAGCACUGGAGCUGCAUUCAAGGGUCCGGACCGGAGGCACGCGACAUGGAGCAGCUCCCAACCCUGUUGCACCUGAACCAGGAGUGCCUGCUGCACCUCUUCUCGUUCCUGGGCCGGGCGGACCGCGCCAGCCUGUCCCGCGCGUGCACGCGCCUGCGCUCCGUGUACGAGGACCCCGCCCUGUGGACCGACCUGCGCUUUGGCUCCCUGGUGGAGCUCAACCGUGGGGACUACCGGCUGGGGGCUGCACUUCGCCGGCUGGACGUGUGCUGGUAUUCGAGCCGCGUAAAGGUGUGCAACGUUGAGCCGUGGAGACAGACGGAGCUGCAGAGAGCCAUGUGCUGGCAGCAUGAGAGCGUGGUGGGAGACUUCUUGCUGCAAGUCAGCCUGAGGUGCCCAAACCUGGAGCGGCUGUCCCUGGCGGGGUGCGCCCACGUGACGGACGAGCAGCUCUGCUCACUGCUGCGCCGCUGCCCCCGCCUGCGCUCGCUGUUGCUGCACAACUGCCGCUCGCUCACGGACGCCGCUCUCGAGGAGGCCGGGCGGCUCGCCCCGGGGCUGACCCACGUGCGCGCCGACUGGUGCCGCAACGUCACCCCGGCAGGCCUGGCGCACAUCCGUGCCGCCUGCCCGGCCCUGCAGGUGCUGAGCGGCGACCGCGUGGGAGCACUCGUGCCCGACGAACCUCCUCCUCGGCCACCGUCACCCGGCAGACCCAAGGCUCGGUGCUCCCAAUGGGGAUACGGAGGCCACCUGGGACACCGUCUCACGGAGCACAACGCCCCGCUCGGCGGAGAGGGCUUCAGAUAACGAGACGAUGCUUGGGUGGCAGGCAGAUCCUCCACGUGGGCGGCGGACCAACGGCCAGAAGGCGCAUGGUGUCAGGGGAUCUGUUGGCCAAUUGACCGGGAUUAAAACAGAGCUCCGAAAUCAGUUACGCUGGUUUGAUCAUCCACUGCCCUGAGCAGAGCCGAAGCUCCGCUUGGAUACUCAUCAUCAGCAUUCAUUACUAUUAUUUAUCCCGCGCCUCCCAUGCAACAUGUCUCGAGGUAGUCACAGGAGACGUGAUGUGAAGGUCGAUCCACUGUCCCGCAGGUGAAAGGGGACGUGUCUGUGCCCUUCUGCUCAGUGGGACUUGUUGAAGCAGGGCUGAUUAUGAAGUACGCAGUCUGCGACUAUAAAUAACUCUCAAGGUUGUACUUAAGAGUUGGCAAUUGGACAGAAGGGGGUGGGCCCCACUCCUUUAAAGGCCUCCAUUGCUGUGCCUAUCUUGCUCCAUAUCUCUUGGCGUCUGUUUCUCCGUGCCCGUCACUGUCUCUUUCCAAGUGUCUCGCUCAAUGUCUGUCUUCAUGACACUGUCGCUGGGACCUUUCUUCUCUGAACCUUGCAGAGUUUGCUCAAGGAUGCAAUUGCAUUGCCCUGCCAGGUGACACUAUCAAACGUGUGUGAUCUUCCAGAAGCAAUCCCUGACAUGGUGUGCGAUGGUGUGCGAGAUUUUAAGAGAUCAGUGAGGAUAUUUGAACUUAUGCUGACUUCUAUAACAGAACUGGGAUAUAAUCGGUAAAAAAAAACUGAUUAUACAGAUUGCAACAGUUGCGGUAUACAAGCACAGAUAAAAUAAAAAUAACCAAACUACUGUCAUAUAUUACUGCCUGUAACAGAACACCACCUAAGACCAUAAACAUUCAGUAGUUGGCUGUUUCUGUGUGCUCUGAAAGAGGGCUUUUACCAAACAUGUUACCCCACACAUUAAAUUAGCAUGGUUGGCUAUGUACGAUGCGAAAGAAGUCCAACAUACAUACUCCAUAUUUUUCUGUUUAUAAGGCAGACUUAAUGACAGUAGCGAUGUUAAGUUAUGACGUGGAAGUUGGAAAUAUGUCCAUAUUGAGAACUACAUUUCAUUAUUUUUUUAUUAUAAACAUACAAAUUAAGUAAAUUUAUUAACAACUAAAAUUGGAACAUGUGUAAUUAAUCUAAGAAGGUAAAAACCGCGUUGUUUUUUUGCACUACACUUUACACCUACACAUAGAGCACACCCACACACGAUCCAUACCUGUGCAUGCAAUUUUCUAGCCUUGCUCUGUAAACAAUAGCGUGCACAUAUUUUUAUGAAUUCCCUAAGUAGUAAUCUCGCGGGCACAUCCAGUUAGAAAUUAACAUCGUGUUUUUUUUUAAUUACACAUCCAAAAUUGGUAUUUAAAAAAAUAAUUCACUGCCCCUAUAUUUGUUUUUACAACACCCACCGACAAACACGCUUCCAUAAAGCGUGAAAUACAACACGUACCAAAAAACCAUUCUUCACUUCAAAAAAUAUUUUUUAUUAAAAAAUUAAAUAUAGCAAUACAAAGUCUAGAUUACAGAGGUAAAAUAAUUACUGUAAACCACUUUAUAAAAACAACCAUUGCGAAGCCUUGUUAGCGCACCCUGAAUAGACGGUGUAAUGUACAGGACAUGAAGUGAGAAAUGCAUCAUUAUUCACAUUGUGGCUAACAUAACUUCAAUUACACACCACCUACUUGCCUUGGUAUGGACAUUAAAAAUUAACACACAAUGCAAAACAAACAACUUUAUAGAUGCACAGACUGUGGUGCCCUGGUCUGUAAAACAUUAAUUAAAAGUUUCAUGAAUGAGAAAAGAACAUUUGAAAAUUACGUUCAAAUGCACGCACAGCCAUCAGUAGUCACCCCCACUAGAUCAUGCAACAGUGCGUCACUGGAGGGCGUCUGACAAGUGAUUUUAAAGUAGCAGUGGGUCACAAUAACUCUUGCGAAGAUGAUCUCAUAUAAACAACAUUUCAGUUUAAAGCUGUGCAGCUACAAGUAACAUCCCCCGCAGAAAAUGUGGCUUCGUACAUAUUUACAACAUAAGAGCUGUUUCUUUUGUGUUCCAUAUUCCUUGAAAACAAUUCAAAUGCGUUGCUUACGAGCCACAGCACCUAGUUACAUUAGUCCCACGGCGGGCGCGAUGACAACCGCCGGAGUUGAUAAGACAGUGGCGGCACCUCCUCCACUCAAGUGGUGGGGGCUGGUGAGUGAGCUGGCGGAGAUGCGGGAAAAUGGGUUGUGCGACGAUAAUACAGGUGGGGGAUAAUUUCUGCAUAAAUCCAAGUAUG